Molecule: messenger RNA, 2665 nt
Organism: Coturnix japonica (Japanese quail)
Lineage: Eukaryota; Metazoa; Chordata; Aves; Galliformes; Phasianidae
Gene: MTFR1
Product: mitochondrial fission regulator 1
Biological process (GO): mitochondrial fission; aerobic respiration
Cellular component (GO): mitochondrion
Source: RefSeq, a predicted model, not a curated record
UGGCUGCUGGUGGGGUCGCCAGCUCAGUGAGAGAAGCGGGUGAGAGAGCACGGUGCUGGGGGUGGUUCGGAGCCGGCCGGGCUGCACACGGCCCCACCGGGCGGGAGCGGAGUGUGAGGGGACGGCGGCAGCGGGAGCCGCAGCGCGGGGUGACACUGCAGCGCGAAGGACUAUGGAACCUCUGCAGCCCUGUAAAUUUGGAAGGCUUAAAUCCAGGUUUGGAAGAACCCUUUUCAGUCCAAAUGAUUCGCUGGUUUAAGUGCUUAAUGAGGAUGAUUUUUGAGCAAGUUGGACUUAAUAUGGAAUCAGUACUUUGGUCAAGCAAGCCUUAUGGUUCAUCUCGGAGUAUUGUAAGAAAAAUUGGUACUAACCUCUCUCUAAUACAGUGUCCAAGAGUUCAGUUUCAGCUUACUUCUCAAGCCAUAGAAGGAAAUCAUCCUCAUCAACAUAGAGAAGAUGCAGUGGCUUCCUUUGCAGAUGUCGGAUGGGUUGCUCAAGAGGAAGGUGAAGUCUCUACAAGGCUCAGGUCAGAAGUGUGGUCAAAAACAUCCCAGCCCCAUUCAGGUGAACUACAUCAGCCUGGAAAUUCCCUGGGCAGACAGGACUCUGUUCCAAACCCAUUACAUGAAGAACCAGCACCCAGGAGUGCAGUAAUUGCAAAUGAAGAAGCUCUGCAGAAGAUCAGUGCUCUGGAAAAUGAACUAGCCACUUUAAGAGCACAAAUAGCCAAAAUUGUUAUCUUGCAAGAGCAACAGAAUCUGACAGCAGCUGGGCUAAGCCCUGUUGCCUCAGCUGCUGCCCCUGGUCUGCCGCCACCACCACCGCCGCCACCUCCCCCUCCUCCUCCACCGCUCCCUCCCCCACCUCUGCAGCAAAACCUGUCUGCCAUCGAGCUCAUCAGACAACGGAGAAACAGGAAAACAAACGCUGGCCAGAUUCCGACAGAAAAUGGGCCGAAGAAACCUGAAAUACCAAACAUGCUAGAAAUCCUCAAAGACAUGAACAGUGUGAAACUACGCUCGGUGAAAAAAUCACAGGGAGAUACAAAACCAAAAGCAGUUGACCCCACAGAUCCUGCAGCUUUAAUAGCAGAAGCACUCAGAAAGAAGUUUGCUUACCGAUACCGAGGGGAUAGCCAAAGUGAAACUGAAAAAGUCAUUCCCAAGUCUGAAGCUAAGACAAAGACUGAAGUGGUGCUGUUUGGACCACACAUGCUGAAGUCUACAGGAAAAAUGAAGACUUUAAUUGAAAAUCCUUAAUGUUGUGAGAAAACUGCAUGAAAGACUGUCAAGCUGCUUUGUAUUCAAUCUCCUGUGUUGCUGGUAGCACCGAGUGGUCUCACGCAAAGCAGAAGAAAAAGUGACAUGAAACAUAGAUUUGAGGAACUAAACAUGAAGUUUGAGAUGCAUGUUUGCUUGUGAUUUACCACAAGGAAUAAAUUCGGCCUUAUACUCAGGUAUUAAUUUUGUUUGUAAACCUGGCUUUCUGUGUAGACUUACAUGAUGGUAUUUGUUCGGUAACACUACGUUAUCUCUAUGACAUCCCUCGUGUAUAACUGACUGCCUUAAAACAUUGUGUAUGUGUUAAUGACAGCAACAUUCCCUUAUGUUAAUAACUCAUUUGAGCUCUAAUGGUAACUUGCACUACAGUGUUUACUUUGAUACCAACUUUUUCCAUGUCGGUGUUUCUUUUAAACUUCAUUUUAGCAAACUUUUACCCCCUUCAAGAAAACUGAAUACAUUCCCCUUUAUUGCAAACAGAGAAAAAGCUGAAAUCUGCUGUAGAAGUCACGUGGUGUGAGGUUUUUAGUAGCAGCACAGAGCUGCAGUGAUAAGAUAGCAAUACCUACCAUCCUGUGGCCAACAUACAGAGCGCUGUUGGGGCCCUCAGUGUUGGGAUUGCAGAGAACAUGAACUGAGCAGGAGGUAGCAGCAGACUGAAACCAUUACUGCCAGAGCAGGUGUUAGCAGUGCAGCAUGGUGUAGAUAAAAAGGCAGAAAGUAGCAAGAGGUGCAAGUUGCCAAAAGCAUCUUGCUCCUCUCAGCGGUGCUCAGAGAUUGUUACAGACACCUUUCUAUUCCACCUUUCUAUUCCCAACUGGGUAGGCUUUGUGCUGUUGGGGAUUGCACAAGCCCUCGUGGUCCUCUUUGCGGGUGGCCACGGUUGAAGCUGUUGCACAUGCUGUGUUUUCACGGGAAGUCCUUGGAGAUUUCCCAUUGCAUUUCUUUGCUGCCCAACCUGCACCGAGCUACUCUGCCUUCCAACCCUGGCACCUCUGUCCACAGGUGCACGGGGCUGAAGCCUGUCUGCUACUUGAACAAGUGCCUUUUAGAGCUGCUGUUUUCUAGGAAAAGAGAAACAGCACAUUAGAAGUAAAAACAAGUGAAUGGCUCCUGAUGACAACUGAAGCUUUGCUGCUGCUUGUAACUGGGACGUAUGAUUGUAUGAUCAAGGAGGAUGUUUUCUGGUGUGAAACUUGACAGGAUGUUAGUAUGUACACCAUAUCAAUUCUUUUCAGAAUGCUCUGCCAUUGGUUUUAAUGAUAAGCCAUUAAAUAUUCAUGUUCUUUUAAACGCCUUCACAACACUUUUUCAAAGGUUAAUUUGGGGUGUUUUAUAUUUAAUGCUCGAUUCCCGUUAUAUAAAAUUAAAGGCAUUUAAAAUAA